AUGAAGCUCUUGACUGGCAUUGUAUUCCCACUCGCCGCUGCUGCGGCAGCUACGCUGGCAUCGGUUCGCCAAGACGGAGCUAGCAGUAGCGCAUCGAACAUCACCAUCACGAGCAACAAGGUGGAGCGAUCAUUCCUGCUGUGGGUGUCGCCAAAGUAUAAUUCGAAGAACCCAGCAACUGUCAUUCUGUCGUACCACGGAGGCAACAAGAAUGCAAAUGAUCAGCUCGAACUGGACGGUUUCACCAAGGCAAAUGCCAACGCUGCAUCGAUCGUGGUCUACCCACAGGGCAUUAAUGACUUCUGGGAGGGUGUGCCUGGAGACACUGUCAAUGACGUGAGAUUCACCAGCGACAUCCUCGACUACCUGGAGAAGAAAUACAAUGUCGACACGACGCGUAUUUACGCCUCUGGUAAAUCAGAUGGCGGCGGCUUCUGCAAUGUCCUAGCCUGCGACGCCAACGCCUCCAAGCGCAUCGCCGCCUUUGCGCCCGUCUCGGGCGCCUUUUACGUUGACACGUCGCCCUGCCACCCCGACACCGUCAAGCUGCCGUGCAAUCCCGGGCGAAAGAAUCUUCCGUUUAUCGAGUUUCACGGCGGCAACGACACGACUAUUCACUACGCAGGCGGCACGCGCAAGGAGGAGUGUCUUCCGGCGAUUCCGCACUUUAUCCAGCAGUGGGCCGUCCGCAAUGGGCUGGGACUGCAGAACCAGACGAACAAGAUUGCGGACCAUACAACGUCGUAUACAUUUGGGAGUGGUGCGAGUGCGGGCCUGGUUCGACAUGUAUUUGAGUCGGAUAUUGGGCAUGACUGGCCGAGCACGUCUCCGAAUGCUGAUAACUCGAGAAAGGACCAUCAUGUCGCUAGCUACGACGCCACGCCCAUCAUCUUGGACUUUUUCAGCAAGCAUAGCUUGACUAAGUAG
Messenger RNA from Akanthomyces muscarius, 927 nucleotides. RefSeq lists its product as uncharacterized. Gene Ontology annotation, molecular function: feruloyl esterase activity. Lineage: Eukaryota; Fungi; Ascomycota; Sordariomycetes; Hypocreales; Cordycipitaceae. The transcript has 2 exons. The record is from RefSeq and is a predicted model, not a curated record. Bases 1 to 927 code for a protein of 308 amino acids.